GGGGUUUAUACUAAUGAGGCCGGGGAAGGAGGCUGGCACUGCCAAGAUGGCGGCGGAAAGGAGUCGCUCUCCGGUGGGGGGCUCGCCAGUGCCGGCCUCGAUGUUCGCCCCGGAGCCCAUGGCUCACGGUGGGACAGUGGCGGUUUUCUCUAGGCCUCACGGCGGCGUCCCAGAAACUGACUGCAGCGAGGACGGCGAGCUGCUCAACGGAGAGCCGGAGCUCGAUCUUACCAGCAAGCUAGUAAUGGUGAGCCCAACAUCCGAACAGUAUGAUAGUUUACUCCGACAGAUGUGGGAGAGGAUGGAUGAAGGAUGUGGAGAGACCAUCUAUGUUAUUGGUCAAGGAUCAGAUGGGACUGACUAUGGGCUUAGUGAUGGAGACAUGGAAGCUUCCUAUGCCACAGUGAAGAGCAUGGCAGAACAAAUAGACGCUGAUGUAAUUCUCUUGCGAGAGCACCAAGAAGCAGGAGGCAAAGUGCGUGAUUAUUUGGUGCGGAAACGUGUGGGUGACAACGAUUUCCUAGAGGUUAGGGUAGCAGUGGUUGGCAAUGUGGAUGCUGGGAAGAGCACUUUGCUGGGGGUUCUUACCCAUGGUGAGCUGGACAAUGGACGUGGUUUUGCUCGGCAAAAACUUUUUCGCCACAAGCAUGAGAUUGAGUCAGGCCGUACCAGCAGUGUGGGCAAUGACAUCUUGGGUUUCGACAGCGAAGGCAACGUUGUGAACAAGCCUGACAGCCAUGGUGGGAGUUUGGAGUGGACCAAGAUUUGUGAGAAAUCAACAAAAGUCAUAACUUUCAUUGACCUGGCUGGGCAUGAGAAGUACUUGAAGACUACAGUCUUUGGCAUGACUGGGCAUCUCCCUGAUUUUUGCAUGCUAAUGGUUGGCAGCAAUGCUGGAAUUGUUGGGAUGACCAAGGAGCACCUCGGUCUGGCAUUGGCGCUUAAUGUUCCAGUCUUUGUGGUGGUAACCAAAAUUGAUAUGUGUCCGGCUAACAUACUUCAAGAAACUCUGAAGCUCCUGCAACGACUUUUGAAGUCACCAGGAUGCAGGAAGAUCCCUGUGCUGGUCCAGAGUAAAGAUGAUGUUAUUGUUACGGCCUCCAAUUUCAGCUCUGAAAGGAUGUGCCCAAUCUUCCAGAUUUCCAAUGUCACUGGUGAGAAUUUGGAGUUGCUGAAGAUGUUUCUCAAUCUCCUAUCUCCAAGGACAAGUUACCGGGAGGAAGAACCUGCAGAAUUCCAGAUAGAUGAUACUUAUUCUGUGCCAGGUGUUGGAACAGUGGUGUCUGGGACAACCCUGAGAGGCCUAAUCAAGUUAAAUGACACUUUGCUUCUAGGCCCAGAUCCACUAGGCAACUUCUUGCCUAUUGCUGUGAAAUCCAUCCAUCGGAAGCGCAUGCCAGUCAAAGAGGUGCGGGGUGGUCAGACUGCUUCCUUUGCUCUGAAAAAGAUCAAACGCUCUUCUAUCAGGAAAGGUAUGGUGAUGGUAUCACCUCGGUUGAAUCCGCAAGCCUCUUGGGAAUUUGAAGCAGAGAUUUUGGUACUCCACCAUCCUACCACUAUCAGUCCACGUUAUCAGGCAAUGGUACAUUGUGGUAGCAUUCGCCAGACAGCCACUAUCCUUAGCAUGGACAAAGACUGCCUCCGCACUGGGGACAAAGCCACUGUCCACUUCCGCUUCAUCAAAACUCCUGAGUACUUGCACAUAGACCAGCGGCUAGUUUUUCGUGAGGGGCGUACCAAAGCUGUCGGCACUAUCACCAAGUUACUCCAGACCACCAAUAAUUCUCCCAUGAACUCGAAGCCCAGCAAAUCAAGAUGCAGUCUACAAAAAAAGGACCCUUGACCAAGCGCGAAGAGAGCGGAGCCCAGGCUGGCAUAGCAGUGCUGACUUCCCCUGUGGCAGAGGAUGGAGCCUCACUGGCAACAGUUGCCUCAGCACCAUCUGGUGCUCAACAACCACAGCCUGCUUUGGAUGAAGAAUCCCACAACCAAGAGGGAAAUAAG
This is a messenger RNA of Pantherophis guttatus, 2004 nucleotides long. Lineage: Eukaryota; Metazoa; Chordata; Lepidosauria; Squamata; Colubridae. The record is from RefSeq and is a predicted model, not a curated record.